AUGAGAGAUGAGAUGAUGAAGACUCCAUUUGAUAUUGAUUUGAGUAUUUUUGUUGCUAUGAGUGACUCCAUGCAUGCUUAUCUAGUUAAUGAAUGUCACGUUGAUCCAGACAUAGCAGAUAGCUCUGGUAACACGGGAUUGCUUUACUCAGCACUGGGUGGUCACGUUGACCUCGUGAUUAUGUUUUUAAAGAAGAAGUGUAACGUGUCUCAGGUGAAUAGAGAAGGAUCGACUUUAUCAUUAUUAGCAUGUAAGAGUGGAGAAGUAGCAUUAGUUGAUCAGCUUAAGCAGUUUGGUAUUUUCUCAGAAGAUGACAUAGAUUUUAACGGAUGUGGAAUAGUAGAUUAUUGUGCUAUGAAUGAUAGUGUAGAGCUUCUAGUGUAUCUUUAUAAUAAUCAUAAAAGGGAAUUAUUUCAAAAAAGAGAUCGUUUUGGUGGAACACCACUUCAUAUAGCAUGCCAGUAUGCUUCAUCAGGUUUCAUUAUGAAAAUGGUUAAUAUUUUUGGAUAUAAAGUAUUACUAGAAGCUGAUUAUAGUGGUCGGUCUUCUCUUCAUUACUUAUGUAAGGGAUUGGUUGAUAAAUACUGCAUUACAGAAGUGUAUAACAAGCUCACUGCACCAUGUGAUAUACCUUUACUCAUGCAAAUUCCUACAUUUAAUGUCUAUUACAAGGAAUACUGGCAUAAAUACAUAUCACUUAAUAUAAAUUUUACUAAACAGCAUAAAAGAGGUAGAACACCUCUUCAAUAUUCAUGUUGGCAUGGUAAUGUUGAUCUCAGUCAAUACCUCAUUGAAGUACAAGAUAGUGACAUUAACAUAACAGAUAAUGGUAAAUGGAAUGCAUUAGAUCAUAGUGCUAAGAGUGGUAACAUGAAACUAGUUCAAUACCUCAUUAAUAAUCAUCAAUUGCGUCUCACAUCAUUUAUAUUACUUCAAGCAGUGCGUAGUACUAAACUAUCAUUAAUUAAAUUAUUAGUUAAUAAAUAUAAACUAGAUCCUCAAGUUAAAGCUAGUGACGGUAUGCAAACAGUUCAUUUUGCAGCUGAAGUUGGUGCUAUUGAUGCCUUGGAGUAUUUAGUAAAAGAUUGUGGAUGUGAUUUGGAUAGAGUAGGUGGAAUAGGCAACAUGAAUGUGUUUCAUCAUUCUAUGUUAAAUGGUCACUUUUCAUGUACUAAAUAUAUUAUUAAUAAUUAUCCACAAUAUACUAGUCUAUUACAUUCUACCGAUGAUAAUGAUGCUCUUCCAAUUCAUGAUGCCUGUGCUAGUGGUGUAUCACAACUAGUGACGUUUCUAAUUGAUGUAAUUAAAUGUGAUACAACUACUGAAGAUAAGAAUGGCUUUACUUGCGUCACACACGCAUGUGCCUCUGGUAAUCUUGAUCUGUUAAAAUUAUUAAUAAAACAAUACAACCUUAAUCCUAGAAUAUUCAGGAGCUCCUCAUCACCAGAAGCUGCAGUGGCAUUUGGAAAUGUUCAUAUGCUAGAAUGGCUCAGACAAGAGUAUCAUAUCAAUGUAGCCUCAUUUAAGAAUGGUGUAUUACCUUUUGCCGCUGUGCAUUUCAACCGUUUGUAUUGUUUAAAGCAUUUAUUAAACAAUUAUUCAUUUGAUAUUAAUGCCACUGAUCCUAGAAAUGAUACUCAAUCUACACUCCUUCACAUAGCAUGUCAGGAAGGACAUGUUGCUAUAGUUCUCUACCUCACUAGUCUUCCUCAGUUGGAGGAGCAUCAGUUGGAUCUCACUAUUAAAGAUUACAAUGGAAUAGCUCCAGUUCAUGUAGCCUGUGAAGAAGGAUCAUUGAGUAUAGUCAAGUACAUUAUAGACCAUUCACCAUUAUCUCUUGAUAUGACCGACUCUUUUGGACGUACUCCACUACUUAUUGCAGCUUUCUCUAAGAACCUUCCCAUCAUUCGUUACCUCAACAGUAAAAAAUGCAACAUUUCUAUACUGGACGAUAAAGGGUUUAACGUAAUACACAUAUCGGCAAAGGGAGGGUCUUUGGAUAUAUUGAGGUUUUUCAUUGAUGGUGGUUACUGUAAUCCUGAUAUCACUAAUGCUUCUGGUU
Messenger RNA from Amphimedon queenslandica, 2062 nucleotides. RefSeq names its product serine/threonine-protein phosphatase 6 regulatory ankyrin repeat subunit B-like. The record is from RefSeq and is a predicted model, not a curated record. The transcript has 4 exons. NCBI's taxonomy places the organism in Eukaryota, Metazoa, Porifera, Demospongiae, Haplosclerida, Niphatidae. Gene Ontology annotation, molecular function: protein binding. The annotation marks the transcript as partial.